AUGCCUCGUGAAACUAGCAUCGAUACCUCAACCAGCUUCCAAUUAGCCGGUGGGCAAUAUCUUGCUCGGCCGAUCAACUCUGAGAUCAUUACUUUGGACACUGUAUCGGAGAACCCUACUCUGUUGACAUAUUUCCGCCUACGAAAGAACCAGACCAUUAACGCUAGUGUCGUCCAGAUGUGGCGGGCCAAUCAUCUCGAUACGGAUGACGUAUUCGAGCCGGAAUUUCUUCGACAUAUUAUCUUCGGCGGCGUCCGGUCCGAGGAUGUAAACAUUGAAAACGAUACUUAUCAACUAUUCAAUGACUGGCAAACGUCGAAAGUCCAUUUUGAGCCUGACCUGGACAUUAGUAAUGGUCCUUACUAUCUCGAGAAAGGCCUUCUCCACUCCGUUUGGAAGAUUUAUAAAGAUCGCCAACUCGCUUUCGUACAAGCCAUAUGGCCAUCACAAAACGAUCAUGGGGCCUUUGUCCAGAUUAACGCUGCAGGCAACGAUUAUCGUGCUCACGGGAUUGCUGUUCCUGCAAGGUCUUAUUCGCAGAGAAUUCAAUCGUUGUCUGGAAAUUCUGGUAGCUAUUCACCAAGCCCUCUAAAAGGGAUCAGAGUUGUCGUCAAGGACAACUACCAUAUUCGUGGUACCCGAACAUCCCUCGGCAAUCGUGCAUAUCUCGAAACAUAUCCUAUUCAAGAAAACACCGCAGAGGUGGUAUCCCGACUCUUAGAGGCAGGUGUGCAUAUCGUUGGAAAAGCGCAUCUUAGUUCUUUUGCCAUGAUGGAGCACCCUAUGCAAAGCGUCGAUUACCAAGCACCAUUUAAUCCCAGAGGAGACGGUUACCUAAUAACAGGUGGAAGUAGCGGAGGGACCGCUGCUGCGAUUGCGGCCUACGAUUGGCUAGACAUUGCAAUAUGCAGUGAUACUACGGGAAGUGCUCGAAUCCCAGCUCUUCAAACUGGGGUGUUCGGGUUUCGUCCGUCGACCCAGUCCAUUUCUACGGACGGUUUGACUAAGGCAUGGCCUGCUAUGGACACGCCUGGGUGGCUAGGCAGAGACCUGGAGGUAUUUCCGCAUCUUUUGAAAGCUUUGCGCCUAGAUCACCCAAAACCUCAGAACCCAAAGGAGUUGCCAUGCGAGAUCCUCUACCCCGAGGACUUUAUGCCUAAGGACAACCCCAACCAAGUGGAGAUUAUGGAGCACUUCAUUGCCGACAUUUCAAAAGCUAUGGGAUGCACUUAUAGAAAAAUCUCUCUCCAGAAUGAAUGGAAGGAAUCGGCCCAGGUAGAGGAAAAAGACCUACGGCAGUAUCUCUAUAAUACAACUCGUUACGGUUGGUAUUACUCUGCCUACCACUCUUUUGACUAG
Messenger RNA from Talaromyces rugulosus, 1359 nucleotides. RefSeq lists its product as uncharacterized. Bases 1 to 1359 code for a protein of 452 amino acids. Lineage: Eukaryota; Fungi; Ascomycota; Eurotiomycetes; Eurotiales; Trichocomaceae. The transcript is spliced from 6 exons. The record is from RefSeq and is a predicted model, not a curated record.